Alexandromys fortis (reed vole) is the source of this 3084-nucleotide messenger RNA. It is a transcript of the gene Ptger1, whose product is annotated as prostaglandin E receptor 1. The transcript has 2 exons. Gene Ontology annotation, biological process: positive regulation of cytosolic calcium ion concentration; inflammatory response; adenylate cyclase-activating G protein-coupled receptor signaling pathway. Bases 1301 to 2662 code for a protein of 453 amino acids. NCBI's taxonomy places the organism in Eukaryota, Metazoa, Chordata, Mammalia, Rodentia, Cricetidae. Gene Ontology annotation, molecular function: prostaglandin E receptor activity. The record is from RefSeq and is a predicted model, not a curated record. Gene Ontology annotation, cellular component: plasma membrane.
UAGAUUUUAUCCACUUUAUUAAUGAGGCAGGCAAGAGGCCCGGGUGAGGGUGUGGGGGGUUGCUUCUGCCUCACUGGGAGGAGGGGGUCACAGAGACCAGACCAAUUCAGAGAACCUCAGUCCUUGGCGGGAAGAAACUGAGCCCAAGUGAUCCUGACCAUUGCCAACAGCAGAGGUUUCGCCCACUCCCGGCUCCCAGCCCCAGCGGGCAGACAUGCAUGGGGUGGAGCAGCCCCUGGAGGCCAGUGGAGUGCGGGUGGAGGCGGCACAGAGCCGAGGAGCCGCCCCAGGAAGAGGGAGCGGCCUGCUGGGAGCCAGGGAGCAGCUGGCGCUGGCAGCAGGAGCCUAGUUCCGGGCCAUGGGGAUCCUGCAUCCUGAGCAGCACUGGGUAAGAAGCCGGGACUUGAGGGCCGGUAAGCAGGGAAGAGGAGAGCGUCGGCCAUCCUGGUCUCACUGCUCAUGGCUCAGCCCAAGGCUGGCUGUCCAUCCGUUAUGUCUGCAUGUCUGCUUUAGCCUUCUCAACUAGAGAGCGAAGAACAAGCCAGAGGCUGGUUCACAGUAGGAGUAUGGGGUGGGCAUCUGAAUGGGGCAAUGCCAGACUGCUGAGAGAUUGCCAUGGAGACAGAGGUGUGACUCUGGCAACAAAGACGGGACUCUAGAGAAAGGUGGGCCCAGGGAGUCCAAGAGCACCAAAGAUGGGUCCAUGGAAGCAGGGGUCUGUGGGAACAGGAACAUGGAGGCAAGAGAUGGGGCUACAGGGCAUAGUGACCUUGGGGCACAGAAAUGAGUCUUUAAGUAUAGAGAUGGCUUGUUCCGGGAGAGAUGAAACUGGAGAUCAAGAGUGCGUCUCUGGAGACAAGGACACGGCCACUGGAAGAGAUAGGCUAUAGUAGUGGAGCUGUUGGGAUAGGGACGUCAAGGAAGAAAAGAUGACCAACAGCUGGUCAUGGUGGUGUGAGUCUUGAAUCCCAGGACACAGGUCUCACAGGCAGGUGAAUCUCUUUAAGGCCAGCCUAGUCUACACAGCCAGUUCCGGGGACAGCCAAGGAGACUUACUAAAAAGGAGAGGAGAGUGGGCAGACAUGGUGAAGGCUGGAGUUGGGUCAGAAGUGGGUCGGGGUCUAUUCCAUGAGGCCAUAAACCAGGAAUCUGAUGCACUAGAAGGUGGGGAGCCGGGAGAUGAGGAAAGAUACUAAGAAUGUCUGACAGAUCAGUCGAGUUCCCGAAGCAGUAGACCGAUGUAGGGGCAGUGAGGACAGGCACAAGGCAUGGGACAGUGAUAGAUAAAGAGGGAUCUGAAAUGGCGCAACCAGGGUCAUGUGGAGGUUUCCUAGGCACAGAGCCCACAUUGUUACAUGGAUCGUGGUGUGGUGGGACCCUAGCCUCACUGUGUCCUCCUUUUAUCUACCUAGCCCUCUUGGCCACUGAUAUGAGCCCCUGUGGGCUUAACGUGAGCCUAGCGGACGAGGCAACAGCGUGUGCAACACCCAGGGUCCCCAACACAUCUACGGUGCUGCCAGGCGAUUCCGGCACAUCACCGGCGCUGCCUAUCUUCUCCAUGACCCUGGGUGCAGUGUCCAACGUGCUGGCGCUGGCGCUGCUGGCACAAGCUGCAGGUCGUCUGCGGCGGCGCCGCUCAGCUGCCACUUUUCUGUUGUUCGUUGCUAGCCUGCUAGUCAUUGACCUGGCAGGCCAUGUGAUCCCGGGAGCGCUGGUGCUUCGCCUGUACGCUGCAGGACGUUCGCCUGCUGGCGGGGCCUGUCAUUUCUUGGGCGGCUGCAUGGUCUUCUUCGGCCUAUGCCCACUCUUGCUUGGCUGCGGCAUGGCCGUGGAGCGCUGCGUGGGUGUCACGCAGCCACUGCUCCAUGCGGCGCGCAUGUCAGUGGCCCACGCACGUCUGGCACUAGUCGUGCUGGCUGCCAUGGCUUUGGCAGUGGCGCUGCUGCCGCUAGCACACGUGGGUCACUACGAGCUACAGUACCCUGGCACCUGGUGUUUCAUUAGUCUUGGACCUCGUGGAGGUUGGCGCCAGGCAUUGCUUGCUGGCCUCUUCGCCGGCCUUGGCCUGGCAGCGCUCCUUGCGGCACUCGUGUGCAAUACGCUCAGCGGCCUGGCGCUCCUGAGAGCCCGCUGGAAGCGUCGCAGCUCUCGACGUCUCCGUGAGACCACAGGCUCCGAUGAUCGCCGGCGCUCCGAAGAUCGCCGGCACUGGGGGUCCCGUGGACCACACUUGGCCUCCACCUCGUCUGCCUCAUCCAUCGCUUCAGCCUCCGCCACUCUCCGUAGCUCCCGGGGCGGCGGCUCGGUGCGCAGGGUUCGCGCGCACGACGUGGAGAUGGUGGGCCAGCUCGUGGGCAUCAUGGUGGUGUCGUGCAUCUGCUGGAGCCCCCUGCUGGUGUUGGUGAUGUUGGCCAUCGGGGGCUGGAACUCUAGCUCCCUGCAAAGGCCGCUGUUUCUGGCUGUGCGCCUCGCGUCGUGGAACCAGAUCCUGGACCCGUGGGUGUACAUCCUGCUGCGCCAGGCCGUGCUGCGUCAACUGCUUCGUCUCCUGCCCCUGAGGGCUGGUGCAAAGGAUGGCCCAACAGAGCUGAGCCUAACCAAGGGUGCCUGGGAGGCCAGUUCACUGCGUAGCUCCCGGCACAGUGGCUUCAGUCAUCUCUGACUAUGCCCAGAAGCUAAGCCAAACCACUGGGCAGGGCUCAAGGGUGUAGAGAGCUUCAAACACUAACUUGGGCGAUGUGUCCUGUGUGGCGGGAACACACACUGUGACCGCUCUUUAGUGAAAGAGGCUCCGCCCAGACGAGUACAAUUCUAACGUUGGCCACGCGGUGGCGCAGACACAUUAGGAUGUUCCAAAUAUCAGAGGUGGGAUCCUCAGGUCAGCAGCUCCAAAAGCAUGAGCACUACACUAAAUCCAUAGUUCUGAGAUCAGAGAUCCCCUCAAAUGCCGCGAGAUUUUGGGUCCACUUCCUGUCUCUGCCACCGCCUUGCAACCAAGCAUUCUCCUCAUUUUGUUCUCUGUUCUAACCUUGUACCCACUACAGCCUUAAAACCCCAACGUUCUCCACCAACACAGCCCUGAGC